UUAGUUAUUUAUUGUUCUCCUACAUCAAUCAAGCUUUUCUAUGCUAUUGUCACCACAUCUCUGGGUUCUGGUGUCUUUAGCACUCAUGGCUUUAAGGCUGAAAUAGUAUCAGGUGCUUGUUUUGAUCAGAGCAUCUAUCUACAGAUCAGAGCAUUCUAUACAUUAAGACCAAAUCAAAGAAUGGCUUUAAGUAAUAAACUAUAACUAGCCCUGAGAACACACACUGAUCAGGACACACACACCCACACAUACACACAUGUUUAUUAACAUGUUCCAGGUGAAAAUAUAAAACAUAAAUGUGUGUCAUGGAAUAAUGUUUGUGUGUGUGAUUUCAUAUCAGAGUCAAAUACAUUUUAUUAUUGUAUUUUUAUCAUCAGGGAUUUCUGAUAAUCUGUCAGGUCUAGUCAAGAUCUAGUAAAUAACUAAAUAACUAAAUAAAUAAGUUACUGCAGCAAAGUUAUCUACUCUGAAUAAAAUGCCAUUGCCUUGUGAAAGGGGAUUUAUUUCAACAUGAAAUUCUUAUUCAUGAUAUAGUAACAUUUAUAUACUUCUAUUUAUUUACAUGUAGGCAUUAAUGUAUUUAUAUUCUACAUGUUAAUAGCAGACAUUUCCACUUUUAAACUCUCACUUUCUCAUGUGAUACACAUCAUAUUCUUCAGAUGAAGAUAAAGCACUAGAUAAUAAUGUAGUGUAAAUUAGAUCAUCACCACCGAGCCAAACUUAAUAACUGCUUUAUUCGUGCAGAGAUGUUGACAUUACGACUGGGUCGUGAUGUCAGGGGCAGCGCAGCUAUAAAAGCCAUUCGGAUGACGUCAUCAGGAACUGUCAGUCAGGUGGUUGCUAUGGAAACUGAUGAGCGCAUGGUGCAAACAGAGCUUCUCUCUCACACACACAUAUACAAGCACAUGCAGUCACACACCGAGCUCCAUCAGUGUGCACUCCAGUAUGCAGUAAUUUCAUCAGUUUAAGUUAUUGACAUCUGAGGAAAACACCAUCUCUAAAGAAUCAUUUCAUGUUUUCUGGACACGGGUUCCUUACGGAUGCUGGAGGAACCUUAAUUACCCCGUAAAUGAUGACGACUGAAGAAAGCAACACUGCAGAGUUUCAGGAGAAAACAGGCUUGAAGAGGAAACUAACAGGACCACCUCGACUUCUGUUGGGCAAAUCCAGAUCUCCAGGUCAAGAUGAGAAGAAAUCCAGGAAGCAUAGACGACACGAUGGUGGGGAAACGCUAGUGGACACGGGGAAAGAUGAACAAAGUGCUGAAUCACAAGUGUCAUCAAGUCCUGAACAUCCUGAAACAGUCCUAACUACUGAAAUUGAUGGAGGAACUUGCAUGGAUCUCCAAGAAGGCUGUUUGGAAACAAAUUUGGAACAAAAUAUGAAGAAAAGGCGAAGAAGAAGCAAAGCUGGAGCAGCCAUUAGACAGAUUUUCUCUUGCAUUCGUAGGAGAAAGGAGUUGGGAAUGAAAGCUGUGGAGGACACUGAGGAUAACAUGUAUCACGGAGCGCACAACAACAUCCAAGACAAGGAACUUCGCACCCAUUCGGGUGAUUCCUUGAAAACAAAGAAGCAAGUUAAAAUGGCUAGCUCAAGGAAAUUCAAGGUGCGAACGUGGUGCAUCUUCAAAAAAUGUACAUCGACAAUCAAGCAGGAAGGUGAUGAACAUGGACAAGAACAAUGUAAUGAUACCUUCACUGAAAUAUCAUCAGAAACAGGUGUUGGUCAGCAGAUAUCUGCUACUGCUGCAGAACCACCAGUUGUGGAUGAUCAGCAGAAUGAAUCAAGCAGGAUUGUUGAGGACGUGACCAGAAUCUCUGAGGAAAAUGGUUUGGAAUCUCCAGAUCCCAAUGAGGUGAUGGAAAUGAUUUCCUUGAAUGUAGAUGUGAACACUGACUCCGAUGCUGUGUUCGUUCAUCACCAACAUCCACCUGAAUCUCAAUUCUCAUGCCUCCUAGACGAAGAGUUUCAGAUUAGCGAGGCUUCGCUAUCAGAGCUCAUCGGGUCUGGUUCAGAUCUGGAAGAUCCCAGGACAUCUCCAGAAGAUCCAGUAACUGAUGACAUGCUAGUAGAUGUUCCAGUUUUCAAAUGCAAACCCAUCAUUACGAUAGAAGACGUUCACUCGUCGGAUGAAGAGAACGGCGAAUUUUUCGAAAACGUGGUUCAGCGAUACAGCACACUAUCGCCGCUCGUCCUGCUUAAUGGCUCCUGUUCCACAUUAAAGACUCCGGAGAGACACUUUUCUGAGAUCCUGCUCACUCAGAAGGCUUUGUCUUUGGUCCAAGCAGCUAUCAGUGGCGCCGUAGAACAGCUUUCAUCCGAGCUGCAGAACCAUCAGGUGGAUCAGGAUCGUAUCUAACAUCUAAUAUCUCACACACAAACUAAUUCUCAAACAUUCCAGCCGUUUUCCGAGCUGAUCACACUGGGGCACGACUUCAGAUCCUUGGAUGAACAUCAGUGUGCUUUAUUUUCUGCUUGUUAAGACGGUUUUGUGCUCAGAGUAACUGAUUUGUAUCAUGUUUUAACCUGUAGGAGUUUUCAGUGUUACCCCGAUAUAAUAAAGAUGAUUAGAGAUCAGAAAUUGGAUCUGCGUUGGCAAAAUUAAAGAGAAAUAUCUCAGAAAAAGAAAGUAAGUGGUUGUAUUUCGUUACUUCUCCCACAGUCGUACGGUAUUUUUAGCCCAAAUGUGACAUUAUCUCUCAUACGACUUGAGACGUAAGCCUCGUUUCUAUAGCAAUGCAGAACCCACGUGUUGCAGUAUCCAGAUACACAAUAUGUUUUUUUUUUUCAAACAUGAGUUUUUUUCAGCCCCGAGUCUUGUGGAAAUAAAAGGAACAAAAUAGUUAAGUCUCAGUUUGCUUUGUGUUAGAAUGACAAGGAAUCUUUGAACUUGUUGUUUUAAAUAAAUGAAAAUGUGCGGUGACAGCAGGCAGGGAAAGAAGCCAUUUAUCUUCCUGUGGAUUAUCUCUGCAUGGAAAUGGAAACCAUGUAGGCAAAUGCGUUACACUCAGGAGCUCCUGCACAAGGUCGGUCUCAACGGUCGCCCGAAAACGCUUCCCUCUAGUGGUGCAGCAAGAGGAAGAUUUAACCUGAAAAACAAAAAAAUGAACUAACAACAGAACAUUAAAAACAGCUCUGUUUCUGUAGAAAUUUCCUUUUUCAUUUCGUUUACUUUUCUUUUCUUUUUUCUUUUUUUUUUUUUUGGAGAAAGGUCCAAAAACCCCUUAGUGUGUUCUUAUAUUGUAUUUAUUUUCACUGACAUAAAAAGGUCUUUAUCACACACAAAUACACAAAGAUCAUCAAAUCU
Messenger RNA from Tachysurus vachellii, 3307 nucleotides. RefSeq lists its product as uncharacterized. The transcript has 2 exons. Lineage: Eukaryota; Metazoa; Chordata; Actinopteri; Siluriformes; Bagridae. The record is from RefSeq and is a predicted model, not a curated record. The coding region runs from base 1070 to 2359 and encodes 429 amino acids.